UAUUUUCGGGAGGAGAACAUAAACACUAUAUAAAGUCAUUUUGAUACAAUCAUGAGCACAUUCAACAAUAAUUGAUCUAUUUCGCUAGUUCCUAAAUAUUUGGCUAAGCUAGAAGUGUCAUAAUGAAAACUACUAGUGCUUUAUUAUUUCUCAUUUUAAGCAUUGUUUCGUCGUAUGCCGAAGAAUCAUCCUCUACAAGCCCACAGGAAGAUGGCAGUUAUCCUAUGAACUUAGAUUUACAGAAAGAAUUCAAAAUCGAAGACGCGAAAAGUUCUUUUGGCAGCAGCAAAGUGGAGACAAGUAAUGAAUUCCAAGAAAAGCCUAUAGUUGUCGAUUCUUCGUUUCCAAUGCCUUCUAACUUCUAUGAAUACGAUGUGCCAGCUAUGUAUCCACCCGUACCGGCUGUACCGGCUUCAAUGAUCCCAUCCGAUGAACCAUUCGUCUACAGAUCUGGCAUUCCACUCCCAGUAUUCCAUUCGGCUAAGUCAUUCGAAUCAAAUAUUCCAGAUGAGGUGUUCCAUUCCAAUGUGGCGUUUGAACACCCUGUACCACUCUACCAUUCAAGUGAACCAAUAGCUUAUGAACCCGUGGCACCAGUUCAUUAUGGACAUUAUGAACCUGCCAUUAUUCAUCGGUAUGCGUCUACUUUCGAAACACCAGUUCCGUCGAAAUCAAUCUUGUCAAAAGUAUGGUCUUGGCACAAAUCUAUUAAACAUCCAAUAGUAUCUGCUGUAAAAAAAUUAGGAUCUUACUUUACAAAAAAACAUUUCAAAUAUGGAGCAGCAGUAUAAUUAAAUAGUUUUAUUAAAUUAUUAUAAUAAUUAAUUUAAAUAUUUAAAUUAAACUAAUUAACUAAAUGAAUAACAUAAUUAUAAUUUAUAACAUUUAAUUAAUUAUUUUUACUAUUAGUCAUAAAAUGUAUAUGAUGCACAAUAAACUAUAUGUAAUAUUAUAUCUACUA
Messenger RNA from Daktulosphaira vitifoliae (grape phylloxera), 961 nucleotides. RefSeq lists its product as uncharacterized. Lineage: Eukaryota; Metazoa; Arthropoda; Insecta; Hemiptera; Phylloxeridae. Bases 123 to 791 code for a protein of 222 amino acids. The record is from RefSeq and is a predicted model, not a curated record. The transcript has 2 exons.